AUGGCCGCUCCUCCUAAGCCCUGGGAACGUCAAACGCAAGUAUCAGCAGCAGCAGCAGCACCGACCGUAACCGCCACCGCCCCUUCCAUGCCAGCUGAGACACGCCCUUCAGUCGACUCGGCACCAUCACUCCCUACGCGCCCGUCAUCCAUCACCAAUCCAUUACCCACAGUCGCAGGAUCAUCAGCACUCGCUCAGCCUUUUGUAUCCAGCUAUUCACAACCUUACUCCGCGUAUGGUAACACAUUCGGCGCACCCUAUUCUUCACCUUACUCAUCAUUUGGGUCACCUUACUCGCGCUUUGGCUCCUAUGGAGGAUACGGUGGUUAUGGAGGGGGAUACGGGGGAUACAGCAGCCCCUACAACCCUCUUAUGCCAGGGCAGCCAGGAUACGAUCCAAACAACCCGUCAUUGACUCAACGGAUGGAGGCAUCAACCUCCCAAACCUUCCAACUCCUCUCCUCCCUCGUCCAAACCUUUGGCUCCUUCGCUCAGAUGCUUGAGUCUACGUAUAUGGCAACUCAUUCCAGCUUCUUCGCGAUGAUCGGCGUGGCAGAUCAAUUUGCAACUCUUCGCAAGUAUCUAGGAGAGGUAUUGGGCGUAUUCAGCUUGCUGGCUUGGUUGAGAGGCUGGUGGAGAGGCGAACGCACCGCGACCUCCCUUUCCCGCGAUUUUCACGCAUUCCUUCAAGGAGCGAAAGGACCGGAUGGUCGACCACUUCCCAGACCCAGUCGCAAACCCCUCAUCAUCUUCCUCCUUGCUGCAUUCGGAUUGCCUUACAUGAUGCACAAGCUCAUUAACCUGCUGUCCAAGAGGCAGCCUCUUCCGCCAAUCGCGGACCCGCAAAAUGCCCUUGCAAACGGGCAAGAGAUCCUCGACCCAUCCAGCCUCACUUUUGCUCGUUCACUGUACCCCUUCGAUACCACCGAUCCUGUUGAGUUACCUCUGAAGAAGAACGAGAUCGUCGCCGUGCUGAGCAAGUUGGAUCCUGUAACUGGCGUGGAAGGAGAGUGGUGGAGAGGCAGGACGAGGGAUGGGAGAACGGGUUGGUUCCCACGGAAGUGGGUUGAGAUUAUCAAGAAGGGCACUGAUGAGCCCGCCACACCCAAGUUGAUUGCUUGACACUUCGUGUCCGUCGUUUUGGUUGCGCUCCU
Molecule: messenger RNA, 1154 nt
Organism: Dacryopinax primogenitus
Lineage: Eukaryota; Fungi; Basidiomycota; Dacrymycetes; Dacrymycetales; Dacrymycetaceae
Exons: 1
Coding region: 1-1122 (373 amino acids)
Biological process (GO): protein import into peroxisome matrix, docking
Cellular component (GO): peroxisome; peroxisomal importomer complex; peroxisomal membrane
Molecular function (GO): protein binding
Source: RefSeq, a predicted model, not a curated record